This is a messenger RNA of Thermochaetoides thermophila DSM 1495, 318 nucleotides long. RefSeq lists its product as uncharacterized. The transcript has 2 exons. The record is from RefSeq and is a predicted model, not a curated record. Lineage: Eukaryota; Fungi; Ascomycota; Sordariomycetes; Sordariales; Chaetomiaceae. Bases 1 to 318 code for a protein of 105 amino acids.
AUGCCAACUCCCGAGUCCGAGGCCUUCCUGGCCAAGAAGCCGCAGGUUCCGCCGACCUUCGACGGCGUUGACUACGAAGAUAACAAGCGCCUCAAGCAGGCCCAGGACGCCAUCAUCCGCGAGCAAUGGGUGCAGGUCAUGAUGGGCCGGCUGGUUCGCGAGGAGCUAAGCAAGUGCUACUACCGGGAGGGCGUCAAUCAUUUGGAGAAAUGCGGCAAGCUGAGAGAGCGGUACCUCCAGCUGCUUGCCAACGCUAAGGUCAAGGGUUACCUGUUCGAGCAGCAGAACUACUGGUCAAAGGAGAACCAGCAGCAGUAA